Messenger RNA from Toxoplasma gondii ME49, 4534 nucleotides. RefSeq names its product glycogen phosphorylase 1, putative. Gene Ontology annotation, biological process: glycogen catabolic process. Bases 271 to 3012 code for a protein of 913 amino acids. Lineage: Eukaryota; Apicomplexa; Conoidasida; Eucoccidiorida; Sarcocystidae. The transcript is spliced from 9 exons. Gene Ontology annotation, molecular function: pyridoxal phosphate binding; glycogen phosphorylase activity. The record is from RefSeq and is a predicted model, not a curated record. Gene Ontology annotation, cellular component: cytoplasm.
GGAGAACGUCGGGUAGCCGAUUGCCACCUUGACCGGUGAACACAGUUGGAUCGUUUGGCACUCCAAAGACCAAUAGGCUGUGCGGCACGUAUAGUUAUAGCCGUAGAUCCGAUUUUCUCCGUGGUUUGCGGAUUCUGUUUACAUGACACCGUUCGACGGUUUCGUGGGAAACAAGUGCAUCAUAUUCUCCCGCUUUGACGCCAGCGUCCGUGCAGCUGUCUUACUCAGGGGUUUUUUUGGCGCUGCAGCGCACACCCGGAAGAAACGAAAAUGGCGAACGCCGCUGACGAAAACGUUUUCGCUAAUGACUCGUCGUACCAUUGGGAAAUGCGCCGAAAGGCGUCAUUUUCCAAGCUGACCGGAGCAGUGCCCCGUGCAAUCCCCGGCAUGUACAACGAGGAAGAUCCUCACGCCGAUGAGAAGAAGGAGAAGCUUUGGAAGCUCAUGGAGACUUACAUCAGCUCGGAUAUUCACUCCAUCCAGCGAAGCAUCGUGAACCAUGUGGAAUACACCUGCGCUAGAACUCGCUUCAACUGCGAUCCAGAGUCGUGCUACCGUGCGUCAGCCUUCUCCGUCCGUGACCGUCUCAUUGAGACACUUAACGACACGAACGCGUAUUUCCACGAAAAGGACUGCAAGAGGGCAUACUAUUUGUCUCUUGAGUUCCUCCUCGGCCGCGCUUUCCAGAAUGCCCUCGUUAACCUGGAUAUUGAGAACAACUACAAGAAGGCUUUGGCGGAGCUGGGCUUCAACCUAGAGCAGUUGUACGAGUUCGAGCACGAUCCUGCGCUCGGCAACGGCGGCCUCGGGCGUCUGGCUGCCUGCUUCCUCGACUCGAUGGCGACUGUGAAUCUCCCAUGCUGGGGCUAUGGCAUUCGCUACACUUACGGUAUUUUCGAGCAGAAGAUCGUCAACGGCCGCCAAGUGGAGCACCCAGACUACUGGCUGACCAUGUCGAACCCGUGGGAGAUCGAGAGACCGGACUGUACCUACGCAGUGCGCUUCUACGGAUCCGUGAAGGAGUACCGCGACGUGCAGACAGGCCGCAUGCGCAGCAAAUGGGUCGAAGGCGAAAUCGUUCAGGCCAUGGCAUACGACAACCCGAUUCCCGGGUUCGACACGUACAACACGAUCAACUUGCGUCUGUGGAAGGCGGCACCCGGCAAAGAGUUCGACUUCCACCUUUUCAACGUCGGCCGCUACCUGGAGUCGGUGCGUGAGCGCCAGCGUGCGGAGUCGAUCUCCGCGGUGCUGUACCCGAACGACAACACCUUGGAAGGCAAGGAGUUGCGUCUGAAGCAACAGUACUUCUUUGUCUGUGCCACGGUCCAAGACGUUCUGCGCCGCUUCAAGAAGGUGUCUAACCGGGACUGGAACGACCUCCCGUCGAAGGUCCAGAUGCAGUUGAACGACACGCACCCGACCAUCGCCAUUCCGGAGCUGAUGCGCAUUCUCCUUGAUGUCGAAGGCCUGGAGUGGGAACAAGCGUGGGAUCUGACCAAACAGAUCUUCAACUACACAAACCACACCGUCCUUCCGGAGGCCCUCGAAAAGUGGUCUGCCGAGUUGAUCGGCAAGCUGCUGCCCAGGCAUCUUCUGAUUAUCAACGAGAUCAACUUCCGCUUCUUGAACGAAGUCCGCGGCGUUUUCGGGGACGACUGGAAUAAAAUCAGUCGCAUGUCGAUCUAUGAGGAAGGCGAGGAGAAACGUAUCCGCAUGGCCAAUCUGGCGGUUAUCGGAAGCCGACACGUCAACGGCGUGGCCGCAAUCCACUCGGAGCUCGUGAAGAAGGAUCUUUUCCCCGAAUUCGUCGAGUUCUACUCCCGACAGGGCUUCAACAACAAGUUCCUCAAUGUCACCAACGGUGUGACACCCCGGCGCUGGAUCUACUGCGCGAACCGCGGACUCGCAGACCUCUUCAGCAACUGGCUCGGCUCCGACUCGUGGCUGAAGGAGCUCGACAUGGUUGCCGGCCUCCAAAAUCACAUCGAUGAUCCGCAACUGCGCAAGGAGUGGCGCGCUGUGAAGCGUGAGAACAAGAAGCGCCUGGCCGCCUGGGUGGAGCAGAGAUGCAACGUGAAGCUUGAUGUAGAUCGCAUGCUGUUCGAUAUUCAGGUGAAGCGAAUUCACGAGUACAAGCGCCAGCUCCUCAACUGUCUGUACACUCUGCACCGCUACCUCACCCUCAAGAAGAUGUCGCCCCACGAGAGAGAAAACGUCGUUCCGCGCGCGACGAUGAUUGGAGGCAAAGCGGCUCCGGGUUAUUUCACAGCAAAGAAUAUCAUCAAGUUGGUCAACAACAUCGCUCAGGUCGUCAACAACGACCCCGAUGUCAACCAGUAUCUCAAGGUCGUCUUCCUGCCAAACUACAACGUGUCGCAUGCGCAAGUGAUCAUCCCGGCAAGCGACCUGUCUCAGCACAUCUCGACGGCCGGCACAGAGGCCUCUGGCACAUCGAACAUGAAGUUCGUCAUGAAUGGAGGCUUGAUCCUGGGAACGCUGGACGGUGCCAACAUCGAAAUUCGCGAGGAAUGCGGCGAUGACACCAUGUUCAUUUUCGGUGCCAGAGAGCACGAAGUGGCAAAGAUCCGUGAACAGGCGCGGAACGGGAACUACCCCAUCGACGGACGACUCAGAGAGGUCUUUGAUUUCAUCCGCUCCGGAAAGCUGGCUUGUGGGGACGGACAGGCCCAAAGUGACUUCGUUGCAAUAGUGGAUCAGCUCUGCAACAACGGCUACGGCCAUAACGGUGAUUUCUAUCUCCUCAUUCACGACUUCCAGGACUACUGCCGGGCUCAGCACGUUGUGGACGAGACCUACAAGGAUGUCGAGCAGUGGACCACUCUUUCCAUCAAGGCCGCAUCUUCAAUGGGCAAAUUUUCUACGGAUCGCUGCAUGCGCGAAUACGCAACCGAGGUCUGGGACAUCGAACCGUGUGAACGUCCCCCUCCGGAUGAGUUCCAAAGAAUGAGAUCUUUCGCGAAUGACAUCCCAAACAAAGUCUCAGCGUGAGUUAACCGUCACCGCUAUGGAGAGGAAUGUGUCGUCUUAAGACACGCGAGGCAGCUGAGAGGUGUACGGAGAGCGAGCUCCAGCGCCUGAAUACAUUAUCGGGGAAAGGCUCUCUAUCGUAAAGGUGGUCCACAAGCAGACUGUCACAGGAUGAUAGGUUUCAAGGCGUCGAGCACGGGAUUGCUCGUGGUGCCUCUGAAUUACCGUGUGGCGAGUGCUCUAGUUGGAGCUGAAUAGUCAGACGGAGGAGAAGCUCCUCUGUGACUCUGUGAUGCGGAUCGGAUGUGGUUGUAAAUACUUGUGAAAAAGGAAGGAGUGUCGCGUUUCUCUUGACACUGCGGACCUUCUUCGGCAUGGGACGAAUCAGCCAGUGACUGAUCAUUUACAGUUUCUGAAACCGGCACAGGCAUUCGGUGUUUCAUUUGUGUCAGAAUUCCGUGCAUCUGCUGAUAUGUAACGUAGGAAAGCAGCAAGCUGGAACCGUAGUGGGGCUGUGAAGCAACGAGCUUGAGAGCCAUGGUCACCUUGACGGAGACAACGCGUUCAUAUUUCCUGAAGCUACGCAGUGUGAUACAACUUUGGUUUGAUGCGAAGCAUUCGAUAUAGGUGCUCAUUCAGCCGUGAUUACGUGUCGGCGGCCCCCUAGGUUUUAAUCUGCUCGUUGCUGGCUCAAGCAGUUUUCCUAGUAACAAACCGGGAUUUAUAGUUCACAGCGCUAGGUGUUUCACACUGUCACAACUUUGUUCUUUGACAUAAGCCAGUUGAAUUGAAUGGACGGUCUUACAUCCAGAGCUGCAAGAUGAGGCUCGGCACUUCUUUCAUACAGUAACGAUAAGCUUCGGACGUCGGUUGAUAAAUGUUUUAACCGUGGAAACAGUCAACGGUUGUCGACACCGAAUGUCGCUGAUGGCCGAAGGAAGGCAAGCUGUGUGGGAGUGGUGGUUUUCUUUGAUAUCGGCUCAAACCGACUGAAGAACGUGAAUGCGGACAUCGGAGAUGAGUCAUAGAAAGCACUGCGACCCAACUGGAUCCUUUCUGACAGAAUGUACGUGUGAUCGUUGGUUUCGGCGGUGACGAAGUUUCGUAUCUGGUCACUAAAGGUGCGGGGAUCCAUGGGUAUCACAACAUGUGUGAAAGCAUACUAUUUCAGUUUCCUCAGCAUUUUUUUGCGCUCAGUUUUAUGCCACAGUUGGCAGCCAGUUAAGAGGCUUAUACCGAUGACGCUCGCAGUUAACUGGGCAUACUCGUGAUGUUUCCAGCGGGGCCGACGACACUGAAUGUAUCAUCCCGCCGCAGUGCAGGCGGCACAUUCUUCCGUGUGCUGAAGUAGGCGUGAUCAUCCCAGCAGUGAUGUGGUGGCAGAGGUCUGGACCAUUUAGGAAUUGCAGUAACCUGGUACGAUGAUACAACGACAUGAAGAAAGGUUCGGAUACAGCCAUGCGAGGAUGCAACUCCUUUGCUGAGCGAUGUGUGGGUAAUCGGUAUCACUGUCCAACCAAAAUGCCCCAGUUACUGGCACGUU